CCUCCAUCCUCCAUCUUCCAUCUCUCUCCCCCUUCCAUCCCCCUUUCUCAUAUCUACACAACAAUGGCUGCCCCCGCCCAGAAGUUCAAGGUCGCCGACAUCUCCCUGGCCGCUUUCGGUCGCCGGGAGAUCGAGCUCUCCGAGCAUGAGAUGCCCGGUCUCAUGUCCAUCCGCCGCCGUUACGGUGCCGACCAGCCUCUGAAGGGUGCCCGCAUCGCCGGUUGCCUGCACAUGACCAUCCAGACUGCCGUCCUCAUCGAGACCCUCGUUGCCCUCGGUGCCGAGGUCACCUGGACCAGCUGCAACAUCUUCUCCACCCAGGACCACGCCGCCGCUGCCAUUGCCGCUGCCGGUGUCCCUGUCUUCGCCUGGAAGGGUGAGACCGAGGAGGAGUACGAGUGGUGCCUCGAGCAGCAGCUCUCUGCCUUCAAGGAUGGCAAGAAGCUCAACCUCAUCCUCGACGACGGUGGUGACCUGACCUCCCUUGUCCACAAGAAGUACCCCGAGCAGCUCAAGGACUGCUACGGUCUGUCUGAGGAGACCACCACCGGUGUCCACCACCUGUACCGCAUGCUCAAGGAGGGCAAGCUCCUCGUCCCCGCCAUUAACGUCAACGACGCCGUCACCAAGUCCAAGUUCGACAACCUGUACGGCUGCCGUGAGUCCCUCAUCGACGGUAUCAAGCGCGCUACCGAUGUCAUGAUCGCCGGUAAGAUCGCCGUUGUUGCCGGAUACGGUGAUGUCGGCAAGGGCUGCGCCGACGCUCUGCGCAGCAUGGGUGCCCGCGUCCUGGUCACCGAAGUUGACCCCAUCAACGCCCUCCAGGCUGCCGUCCAGGGUUACUCCGUUGUCACCAUGGAGGAUGCUGCUCCCCAGGGUCAGAUCUUCGUCACCACCACCGGCUGCCGUGACAUCCUCGUUGGCAAGCACUUCGAGGUGAUGCGCAACGACGCCAUCGUUUGCAACAUCGGCCACUUCGACAUCGAGAUCGACGUUGCCUGGCUCAAGGCCAACGCCAAGUCGGUGCAGAACAUCAAGCCCCAGGUCGACCGCUACCUGAUGGCCAGCGGCCGCCACAUCAUCCUCCUCGCUGAGGGUCGUCUCGUCAACCUCGGCUGUGCCACCGGCCACUCUUCCUUCGUCAUGUCCUGCUCUUUCUCCAACCAGGUCCUUGCCCAGAUCGCUCUGUUCAAGGCUGAGGACGCUGCUUUCGGCCAGAAGUACGUCGAGUUCAGCACCAACACCAAGAAGCCCGUGGGCGUCUUCGUCCUGCCCAAGGUUCUCGAUGAGCAGGUUGCCCUGCAGCACCUGGAGCACGUCAACGCCAAGCUGUCCCAGCUCACUCCCGUGCAGGCCGAGUACCUUGGCCUGGAGGUGUCCGGACCUUUCAAGGCCGACCACUACCGCUACUAAACCGUCGAUUGGAUCUUCUGACGCUAGACUUUUCAACACUCACGACGUUACGAACGACAUAUAAAGGGUUCUUCUCAACAUGGGGCUCAAAAGCAUUGUCUUCAACGGCAACCAAAAGUGGCUGGGGUUUAUGGAUACAUGGUUUCGCUGUAUUUUCAACAGGCCAUGAUUUGAUACCACUUAAAUAAAUAAUGACAUCAUCGUACCAUACUAAAGUCCUGUAAACAAACACUUGGGUAAAAGGUGUCUAGACGCUCGAAUGUUGUAUUCUGAUGAAUCCGAAUCAA
Molecule: messenger RNA, 1700 nt
Organism: Aspergillus heteromorphus CBS 117.55
Lineage: Eukaryota; Fungi; Ascomycota; Eurotiomycetes; Eurotiales; Aspergillaceae
Product: adenosylhomocysteinase
Exons: 7
Coding region: 64-1413 (449 amino acids)
Biological process (GO): L-methionine cycle
Cellular component (GO): cytosol
Molecular function (GO): adenosylhomocysteinase activity
Source: RefSeq, a predicted model, not a curated record